AUGGAGGCAUACCUCACGGAGGUACGCAAAAGGGAGAAGCAAUUCUCGAGCCUGGAACUGCAGCAUGUGCCCUGCGGCACAAACAAGGAAGCAGGCGAUAUCGCCAAGAGGGCAUCUAGCCGCCAGCCACAGGAGCCCGGCGUCUUCGAGGUGCUGCUCUUCAAGCCUUCAGCGGCCCCUCCGAUUGUAGAGUCGGCACCGCCUCAGGAGGAACUUCCCCCGCCAUCGACCUCAGGAGCCCCCGCCUGCGGCCCGACCUCAGGAGCGCGGCUGCUCCUCGCGCUCGAACCUCAGGAGGGGGGUUGGACCAAAGAAUUCAAGGCGUACCUGCUGCAAGGGACCCUGCCGGAGAAGGAGGAGGAUGUGGAACGCGUGGCACAGCGAGCUACAGCCUACUGCAUCCGGGACGGUGAGCUAUACCAAAAACGACCGAAUGAUGUUUCCUUGCGAUGCAUCUCCAGGGGGCAGGGAUGUGAACUGCUAGCUGACAUACACGGCGGAGAUUGCAGGCAUCACUCGUCGUCACGCACCCUGGUGGGCAAGGCGUUCCGCAGCGGAUUCCACUGGCCCACAGAACUCAACGACGCGACCGAGCUGGCUAUUAUGUCAAUGGCGACCACCCAAGCUGCGGAAGUUGCAGAUCUAAAGCAUAAACUUGAGUUAGCUGAUGAGGACAUUACUCUUAUUAACAGGCGGCUCAACGAGGCACAAGACGCGUUCUUGGACCUGCCGAAGAGUGUCUCCGAUGCGGCGCGGUUCUUCCAAGCAUAG
Molecule: messenger RNA, 771 nt
Organism: Aegilops tauschii subsp. strangulata
Lineage: Eukaryota; Viridiplantae; Streptophyta; Magnoliopsida; Poales; Poaceae
Source: RefSeq, a predicted model, not a curated record